AUGUCUAGAGAAGAUCCUAUUAAGGCUGAAAAAGAUUUUUCUGAAACUCUUGAAGAGCAGAUCCCUCUCAUUGAGAAGACUUCUGAUUACAAACAAGCUAUCGAGAAGUACUUGGUGUUGGAAAAGCAAAUCCGUCAAUCUUCAGAUUUGGCUCUGAGUAAGAAGAUCUUAAGCAAAAUUGUUGAUACGCUAGUCCAUAAUGAUGAUUGGGACUACUUGGAUGAAUUAAUCACGCCUUUGUCAAAGAAACAUGGCCAACUCAAGAGCUCCAUUCAACUGAUGAUUCAAGAGAUCAUCAAGAGCCUCGAAACGUUAGAUAACGACAAGCCUGUGCAAUUAGAGAAGAAGAUGAAGAUUAUUGAAACUAUUCGUACGGUGACUGAUAAGAAGAUCUUUGUGGAGGUUGAGAGGGCGGUCGUUUCCAAGAUGUUGGCUGAAAUAUACUUGGAGAAGAAGAAUGACUUGGAUAAGGCCGCAGAUAUCUUAUGUGACUUGCAGGUCGAGACAUACUCGUUGAUGCCUUUUGAAGAGAAAAUUGAGUACAUUCUCGAGCAAAUUAGGUUGACAUUGCAAAAAAAAGACUUUGCACAAGCAAAGAUUUUGAGCAGAAAGAUUCUCUUAAAAACGUUGAAAAAUUUUGAAAGGGCCGACAUAUUUAAGGCAACGUACUUGAAGUACUUACUAGAGAUCAACAAACAUGAGAAUGACUACAUCAUGGUUGUCAACAACUCACUUCUCUUGAUAGAGAUCCCACUAGUCAAGGAAUCUUCAGAAUACAAGGACUUGCUUGUGUCCAUCAUCUACUACAUCAUUCUAUCGCCAUUCGAUAACCUUCAAUCCGAUUUGAUUCAUAAAAUCAAGCUCAACACUGCUUUUUCUAAGAAUGUGGAUUCUAAGGUGUUCAAGCUUUUGGAAAUUUUCACAACAAAUGAGCUCAUUCACUCUGAAAAUAUCGAAAUGGAAUAUCGUGAAAACUAUCUUAAUAAGUCACCUGUUUUUGCUGAUAACGAGACGAACAACACAAACUUACAGAACAGAAUUAUUGAGCACAAUUUGCGUGUAAUCAACAUGUACUAUCUGUUUAUCAAGUUAGAUCGGUUGGCUUAUUUGUUACAAGUCAGUUCACAAGAUGCGGAGGCACAUGUCAGUGGUAUGGUAAACAAAGGUAUGAUCACCGCGAAAAUCAACCGUCCCCAGGGUAUUAUCAAGUUCGACAACUUGAAACAUGGUACUAGUGCCGGCGCUGCUCAGAUUACCAGUAAUAGUGAGAACAUCAAUGAUUUGUUGAACAACUGGAUAUCUGACGUUGACAAGCUAUUGGAAGAGGUCGACAGCAUUGGUCACUUGAUUAACAAGGAGGAAAUGAUGUAUGGUUUUAAGCAAAACCUGUGA
Molecule: messenger RNA, 1392 nt
Organism: Candidozyma auris
Lineage: Eukaryota; Fungi; Ascomycota; Pichiomycetes; Serinales; Metschnikowiaceae
Gene: RPN5
Product: proteasome regulatory particle lid subunit RPN5
Exons: 1
Coding region: 1-1392 (463 amino acids)
Cellular component (GO): nuclear proteasome complex; proteasome regulatory particle, lid subcomplex; cytoplasm
Source: RefSeq, a predicted model, not a curated record